GCGGGGUGAGAGGUCAGCGGAGCGUCGGUCGGCGGGGGCGACAAUGGCGGGGCUCUGGGUGCGGACGGCGGUGCUGGUCGCGGCCGGGCGGCGUGGACGGCGGUGGCCGCAGCCGCUGAUGAGGGGCGCAGCGCUGUGGACCCUGAAGCAUGUUCCACACUACUCAAGACCGCACUUAAUGGUGUCCCGUCGUCUCUGUUCAGCAGGAUAUGAUUCUAAUGAAAAAACUUUUGAUAAAAUUCUUAUUGCUAAUAGAGGAGAAAUUGCAUGUAGGGUUAUUAAAACUUGCAAGAAGAUGGGCAUUAAGACGGUUGCCAUCCAUAGUGAUGUUGAUGCUAGUUCUGUUCAUGUGAAAAUGGCGGAUGAGGCUGUCUGUGUUGGCCCAGCUCCCACCAGUCAAAGCUACCUCAACAUGGAUGCCAUCAUGGAAGCCAUUAAGAAAACCAGGGCCCAAGCUGUACAUCCAGGUUAUGGAUUCCUUUCAGAAAACAAAGAAUUUGCCAAAUAUCUGGCCGCAGAAGAUGUCGUUUUCAUUGGACCUGACACACAUGCUAUUCAAGCCAUGGGUGACAAGAUUGAAAGCAAAUUAUUAGCUAAGAAAGCAAAGGUUAACACAAUCCCUGGCUUUGAUGGAGUAGUCAAGGAUGCAGAUGAAGCUGUCAGAAUUGCAAGGGAAAUUGGCUACCCUGUCAUGAUCAAGGCCUCAGCAGGUGGUGGUGGGAAAGGCAUGCGAAUCGCCUGGGAUGAUGAAGAGACCAGGGAUGGCUUUAGAUUUUCAUCUCAAGAAGCUGCUUCUAGUUUUGGUGAUGAUAGACUACUAAUAGAAAAAUUUAUCGAUAACCCUCGUCAUAUAGAAAUCCAGGUUUUAGGUGACAAACACGGGAAUGCGCUGUGGCUCAACGAAAGGGAGUGCUCAAUUCAGCGAAGAAAUCAGAAAGUGGUGGAGGAAGCACCAAGCAUUUUUCUGGAUUCGGAGACUCGAAGAGCAAUGGGAGAACAAGCUGUAGCUCUUGCCAAAGCAGUGAAAUAUUCCUCUGCUGGGACCGUGGAAUUCCUUGUGGACUCAAAGAAGAAUUUUUAUUUUUUGGAAAUGAAUACGAGACUCCAGGUUGAGCAUCCCGUCACAGAAUGCAUUACCGGCCUGGACCUAGUCCAAGAAAUGAUCCGUGUUGCCAAGGGUUACCCUCUCAGGCACAGACAAGCUGAUAUUCCCAUCAAUGGCUGGGCAGUCGAAUGUCGGGUUUAUGCUGAGGACCCCUACAAGUCCUUUGGCUUACCGUCCAUUGGGAGAUUGUCUCAGUACGAAGAACCAAUACAUCUACCUGGUGUCCGGGUUGACAGCGGCAUCCAACCAGGAAGUGAUAUUAGCAUUUAUUAUGAUCCAAUGAUUUCAAAACUGAUCACGUAUGGUUCUGAUAGAACUGAAGCACUGAAGAGAAUGGAAGAUGCGCUGGAUAAUUACGUUAUUCGAGGUGUUACGCAUAAUAUUGCAUUACUCCGAGAGGUGAUAAUCAACUCACGCUUUAUAGAAGGAGACAUCAACACUAAAUUUCUCUCUGAUGUAUAUCCCGAUGGCUUUAAAGGACACAAGUUAACAGAGAAUGAGAGAAACCAGUUAUUGGCAAUAGCAUCAUCAUUGUUCGUGGCAUUCCAAUUAAGAGCACAACAUUUUCAAGAACAUGAAAAUUCAAGAGUGCCUAUUAUUAAACCACAAGAGGCUAACUGGGAGCUCUCAGUAAAAUUGCAUGAUGAAGUUCAUACUGUCGUAGCAUCAAACAGUGGGCCAACCUUCUCUGUGGAAGUUGAUGGGUCGAAACUAAAUGUGACCGGCACGUGGAACCUGGCUUCACCCUUAUUGUCUGUCAACGUCGAUGGCACUCAGAGGACGAUACAGUGCCUUUCUCGAGAAGCAGGUGGAAACAUGAGCAUUCAGUUUCUUGGUACAGUGUAUCAGGUGCAUAUCUUAACCAAACUGGCUGCAGAACUGAACAAAUUUAUGCUGGAAAAAGUGGCUGAGGACACAAGCAGUAUUCUGCGCUCCCCAAUGCCUGGCGUGGUGGUGGCCGUCUCUGUCAAGCCUGGAGACAUGGUAGCAGAAGGUCAGGAAAUUUGUGUGAUUGAAGCCAUGAAAAUGCAGAACAGCAUGACAGCUGGGAAAACUGGCAAGGUGAAAUCAGUGCAGUGCAAAGCUGGGGACACAGUUGGAGAAGGAGAUCUGCUCGUGGAACUGGAAUGAAGUAUUUAUAGCCUUUCAGUCAUCACCCAAUUUAAUUAGCCAUUUGUAUUAUUAUUCUUUCACACUCAAUUUAGUCAGGCGUUUUGCAGGAACACCCCUGUGCAGCAGAUUUUACAUGGUCAUAUUUAUUCCACAUAUAGUCAAAACCAACAUUCUGCCAAAAAAUCACCAAUGGAAAUUUUUAUUGAUAUAAAUACUUGUACAUAUGAUUUGUACUUCUGCUGUGAGAUUUCCUAGUGUCAAAAUUAAAUCAAUAAAGCUGAGCAUUUGUCUAAA
Mustela erminea (ermine) is the source of this 2512-nucleotide messenger RNA. RefSeq names its product propionyl-CoA carboxylase subunit alpha (gene PCCA). Gene Ontology annotation, cellular component: mitochondrion. The transcript has 24 exons. Gene Ontology annotation, molecular function: propionyl-CoA carboxylase activity; ATP binding; metal ion binding. Bases 44 to 2236 code for a protein of 730 amino acids. The record is from RefSeq and is a predicted model, not a curated record. NCBI's taxonomy places the organism in Eukaryota, Metazoa, Chordata, Mammalia, Carnivora, Mustelidae.